AAUCAUUUUGAGAUCUUGCAAAUAAUGGGAAUAUAUAUUUAGAAGGAAAGGAGUCAAAUGAACUACAUACUAAGUUACUCAACAAACAAAAUAAAGGAGGCAUUUUGGAGUUUCCUCAAGGGUAUCUCUCAGUACAAUCGAAGUUUCUCUUGGAGACGUAGAAAUCACCGAAAUAAAUUUUGUCUCUACUAAUAAAAUAUUUUUCAUACACACGGCUAGAGAAUGAACUCUUGUCAACAUGCUUAUGGGAGUCAGCAGGCUAUUUGACUUUGUUGGUAGCACUUUUUAUUUAUUUAAUCUUGUAAAAUUAUUGUUGUACGUGGUAAAUGGGCCGAUAUGAGGUUGGGCCACCGGCCUAACCCAACAAGAAACGGGCAUAUAUAAAGGGUUUGUUUUUCUUGCAAUUUAGAUAGAAAUGGAGAAGGAGAAGGUGAUGAUGAGUGAGGAAGCAAUAGAGAGAAUAUCAGAGAGGCUUUCAUGUUUAGAGAAGGAGAACCUUUACUUCCCACGCGCUCUCGAAUCCACUUCCGUCCUUCCUUCACAACGCAAGGCCAUUUUCCGCGACCUUCUCUCCAGAGACGUUGCUCUUUUCUUAGAACGAUAUGGUUCACAACUCACGUGCAAUGAGCUGAGCGAAUUCGAAUCGAUGAAAGGGGACGAUUACGAGGUUAAUUGGCACAUAAAGCGGUUGAGGAGCGUGAUGAGGCCGACGUCGGAGGAGUUGAGGAAGAGGUCGGUGACGGUUAAGAAUCGGAGGAGGGCUUACUUGAACAAGUUGAUGUGCGAUGGGAAAUACUUCUCUGAAGACGCGAUGAGGGAAAGAGAGCCCUAUCUGCAUCACGAUUACGUCGGCAAGUUUCAGGACCAUACCGGCAGAGCCAUGGCCCGCCCCGGAGAGCGGUGGUCGGAGACGCUCUUGAGGAGGUGCGAGGAAGCCGAGCUUGUUGCCAAGAUUAGAGGUGAACAGCAGAGGAUGGGCGUGCCUCAAAGGGAUUGGAUUGGCAAUGACAGAUUUCAACAAGAAGAAGAAGAAGAAGAAGAAGAAGAGGAAGAAGAAGAAGAUGAUGAUGAUGAAGAAGAAGAAGAAGAGAGGGGAAAAGGUAGUAGCAAUGCAGGGCCUGUUGAGAGGCACUUGAAUCAGCCUGAUGUAGUUGAUGAUGAUGCCCUAUCUGAUGAUCUAGCGAGAGAGAGUCGGGAAUCAACUUUAUCUGCAGAAGAGCUCGAGGACCGGAUGAAUCAAUUCACCUACAUUAUGCAGCAGAAGUUUCUAUUAGGGGAAGAUCACGAACAUCUAGAUUACUCUAAAAUAGAUAAUGAUGAGUCUCUUGACGAUCAUUGGCAGAGGGAGGCCAAUAUUGAUGCAGAGGAGAGAUAUUUUGCUGAUGAUUAAACUAUAGCAUCAUACUGGGUAAUACGGAAUCGGAUGUACUGUUGCAUAAUUUUUGCUCCCUUUUCCCAUCUUGAAAUCUAUGCUGUACUUCAAUUAACGGGAAAUGUAAUAUAAGGGUUUUUGCAUCUUAUAUGGGGAAUAUAAUUGUGAUUAGCAACUAGUUAUUGGUCACACGCGUAUUUCCCCCAAUUACUCCCACUGUAGGCAUCCGAUUGUGGCUUAAAAU
Messenger RNA from Gastrolobium bilobum, 1616 nucleotides. RefSeq lists its product as uncharacterized. The record is from RefSeq and is a predicted model, not a curated record. NCBI's taxonomy places the organism in Eukaryota, Viridiplantae, Streptophyta, Magnoliopsida, Fabales, Fabaceae. The transcript is spliced from 3 exons. The coding region runs from base 416 to 1390 and encodes 324 amino acids.